AUGUUUUACAAAGUUUUCCAUAAAGCUUCAGCUGCUCCUCAGAGCACAACCAGCUUGAACAUGGAUAGCAGACGUGAAAUUACAGUACUCACAAAAUUAGUAUCCAAGCUGCACAAUCUCUCUUUUCAAAGACUUCAAGCAUCCUUGCAUGCACAAUUACAGAAGCAGCACUGCACGUUGACUAUGGAAACAGAGGCUAUUGAUGGCUAUAUAACGUGUGACAAUGAGCUUUCACCUGAAAGGGAGCACUCCAGUAUGGCAAUUGACCUCACUUCAAGCACACCCAAUGGACAGCAUGCCUCACCAAGUCACAUGACAAGCACAAAUUCAGUAAAGCUAGAAAUGCAGAGUGAUGAAGAGUGUGACAGGAAACCCCUGAGCCGCGAAGAUGAGAUCAGGGGCCAUGAUGAGGGUAGCAGCCUAGAAGAACCCCUAAUUGAAAGCAGCGAGGUGGCAGACAACAGGAAAGUCCAGGAGCUUCAAGGCGAGGGAGGAAUCCGGCUUCCGAAUGGUAAACUGAAAUGUGACGUCUGUGGCAUGGUUUGCAUUGGGCCCAAUGUGCUUAUGGUACAUAAAAGGAGUCACACUGGUGAACGUCCCUUUCAUUGUAACCAGUGUGGAGCUUCUUUUACUCAGAAGGGCAACCUUCUGAGACACAUAAAGUUACACUCUGGAGAGAAGCCGUUCAAAUGUCCUUUCUGUAGCUAUGCCUGUAGAAGAAGGGACGCCCUCACAGGACACCUCAGGACCCACUCUGUGGGUAAACCUCACAAGUGCAACUACUGUGGACGGAGCUACAAGCAGCGCAGCUCACUGGAGGAACACAAGGAACGCUGCCACAACUAUCUGCAGAAUGUCAGCAUGGAGGCCGCCGGGCAGGCCAUGAGUCACCAUGUACCUCCUAUGGAAGAUUGUAAGGAACAAGAGCCUAUUAUGGACAACAAUAUUUCUUUGGUGCCUUUUGAGAGACCUGCUGUCAUAGAGAAGCUCACAGGGAACAUGGGAAAACGUAAAAGCUCCACUCCACAAAAGUUUGUGGGAGAAAAGAUCAUGCGAUUCAGCUACCCAGACAUUCACUUUGAUAUGAACUUAACAUAUGAGAAGGAGGCUGAGCUGAUGCAGUCUCAUAUGAUGGACCAAGCCAUCAACAAUGCAAUCACCUACCUUGGAGCUGAGGCCCUUCACCCUCUGAUGCAGCACCCGCCAAGCACAAUCGCUGAGGUGGCCCCGGUUAUAAGCUCAGCUUAUUCUCAGGUCUAUCAUCCAAAUAGGAUAGAAAGACCCAUUAGCAGGGAAACCUCCGAUAGUCAUGAAAACAACAUGGAUGGCCCUAUCUCUCUCAUCAGACCAAAGAGUCGACCCCAGGAAAGAGAGGCCUCUCCCAGCAAUAGCUGCCUAGAUUCUACUGACUCAGAAAGCAGCCAUGAUGACCACCAGUCUUACCAAGGAAACCCUGCCUUAAAUCCCAAGAGGAAACAAAGCCCAGCUUACAUGAAGGAGGAUGUCAAGGCUUUGGAUACCACCAAGGCUCCUAAGGGCUCACUGAAGGACAUCUACAAGGUCUUCAAUGGAGAAGGUGAACAGAUUAGAGCCUUCAAGUGUGAGCACUGCCGAGUCCUUUUCCUAGACCAUGUCAUGUACACCAUUCACAUGGGUUGCCAUGGCUACCGGGACCCACUGGAAUGCAACAUCUGUGGCUACAGAAGCCAGGACCGUUAUGAGUUUUCAUCACACAUUGUUCGAGGGGAGCACACAUUCCACUAG
Molecule: messenger RNA, 1764 nt
Organism: Rangifer tarandus platyrhynchus (Svalbard reindeer)
Lineage: Eukaryota; Metazoa; Chordata; Mammalia; Artiodactyla; Cervidae
Source: the annotation of a GenBank genome assembly